AUGGCAGAGACAAAGUGCUCUUCACAGCCUGAAAUAGAGGAAGCAAGUGAUUCAGAUACUUCAUUGAAUGUCAACGGCGGCGAUGCUAAGAUGGGACUUUCAUUGUAUCUCUGCUUGGCUUCACUAACCCUCGUACUGUUUAUAACUGCGCUAGAUAUUUUGAUAGUGGGAACUAUCAUUGACGUAGUAGCUAAGCAGUUCGGGAAUUACUCAAAAACUGGAUGGCUUGUUACGGGCUAUAGUUUACCCAAUGCCGUUCUGAGCCUACUUUGGGGACGGUUUGCCUCAAUAAUCGGUUUUCAGCAUAGUCUCAUUCUGGCAGUUCUUAUUUUUGAAGCUGGAUCUCUGGUUGCUGCCCUUGCAAAUUCCAUGAAUAUGUUAAUUGUAGGUAGGGUUGUUGCUGGUGUUGGAGGAAGUGGACUUCAAACGCUUUGUUUCGUCAUUGGAUGUACAAUGGUUGAUGAGAGAUCCAGACCGCUGGUGAUCUCUAUCCUAAGUUGUGCAUUUGCCGUCGCAGCUAUUGUUGGUCCUAUAAUCGGAGGUGCAUUUACAACUCAUGUUACCUGGAGAUGGUGCUUUUAUAUAAAUCUCCCCAUUGGUGGUCUGGCUGUUAUCAUGUUUUUACUUACUUAUGAUGCUAAGAAUGAUGGCAUAAUCCAACAAAUGAAAGGUGCUUUGAGGAAAAUUUCUGGAUUUGAAUUUAGCAGGUUGAAAAAGCCAGGAAAUCUGAGGAAGGCCAUAAAUUGUUUGAUUUUCAAAUUUGACUUCUUCGGAUUUGCUCUUAGCUCCACUGGAUUGGUUCUCUUCUUACUGGGUCUAACGUUCGGGGGCAAUAAGUAUACUUGGAGCUCUGGUCAGGUUAUCACGUACCUGGUUUUGGGGAUUGUUCUCUUUAUUUUUUCUCUCGUUUACGAUUUCUUUUUGUUCGACAAAUUCAAUCCUGAGCGUGAUAACAUAAGCUACAGACCUCUCUUUCUGAGAAGACUGGUAGCUAAGCCAGCUAUCAUAAUAGUAAAUAUGGUAACAUUUCUAUUAUGUACCGGCUAUAAUGGACAAAUGAUAUACUCUGUCCAGUUUUUCCAGCUUAUAUUUGCGUCGAGCGCAUGGAAAGCGGGUCUGCACUUAAUACCGAUUGUUAUUACCAACGUUAUUGCAGCCAUUGCUAGCGGUAUAAUUACAAAAAAGCUUGGUUUGGUUAAACCACUUUUGAUAUUCGGAGGCUUUCUUGGUGUUAUUGGCGCAGGGCUUAUGACACUGAUGAAAAAUAACUCAACGAGCUCAACUCAAAUUGGUGUUUUGAUAUUACCGGGGUUUUCUCUUGGAUUUGCCCUGCAAGCAUCGCUUAUGAGUGCGCAACUCCAAAUCAACAAAGACCGUCCAGAAACUCCUAUGGACUUCAUUGAGAUAACGGCCUUCAAUACAUUCAUGAAAUCAUUAGGCACAACUCUUGGUGGUGUGCUUUCAACGACUGUUUUUUCCACUUCUCUUCACAACAAAGUGUCCCAUGUUCAUCUGGAGCCGUAUGCAGGAAAGACAGUAGAUGAAAUGAUUUUAUAUCGUCUCCACAAUUUUGACGGUGCUCAUUCGACAAUCGGAAACAUUUUAGGGGCAUCGAUUAAGAACGUAUUCUGGAUGGAUUUAGGAUUUUAUGCUCUAGGAUUUGUCUUUUGUGUUUUCUCAUCCAAUAAGAGGUUGAUCAUACCAAAGAAAGAACCAAAUUCUGAAGCGAAUAUAGAGGUCAAGUAG
Saccharomyces kudriavzevii IFO 1802 is the source of this 1746-nucleotide messenger RNA. RefSeq names its product basic amino acid transporter (gene VBA5). The record is from RefSeq and is a predicted model, not a curated record. Gene Ontology annotation, biological process: transmembrane transport. The transcript has a single exon. Gene Ontology annotation, molecular function: transmembrane transporter activity. NCBI's taxonomy places the organism in Eukaryota, Fungi, Ascomycota, Saccharomycetes, Saccharomycetales, Saccharomycetaceae. The coding region runs from base 1 to 1746 and encodes 581 amino acids.